AUGGUCCCCUUCUCCUCAUUUAGGUUAUCAAAACAAUAUGACAGAAGUACAAGUCUUGUGUGUUGCAAAUACGUCUCGUUGGACCAAACUACUAGCCACUGCGAUACAUCCGAUACUACCGACACUUUCGACACCCAUUCCUUCAAAUUGACGCUGCCACCAAUAGAUACAGAGAUGUCGACAGGCGUGAUCGACUUGGGCAUACGACAGUCAAAUAACAAGCGAAUUUAUAGCAAGGGUGGUUGUAGAGAAUGCAAAAGACGCAAAAUCAAGUGCGACGAAGGAAAGCCUGCUUGUUGGCAAUGUCUUCGGUUGAAAAAAGACUGUUCAUAUCCAGCUUUGGGGGAAAAAGUACUAAGAGUGCUGAAAAAGAAACAAAAGUUGCAGGCUGGAGAAUCUGUUCUGCCCGAGGAAGAACGCAAGGUGUAUGAGAUACAGCAAGUUCCAUACAUUGCCACCAAUCCCAUGUCCAUCAUGUCGAAUCAAGAUCCGUUGACAGGAAGGAAGCCCUUGUAUGGCCACCCGGAGUCUUCAAGACCGACGCCAGGGUUGCCAGAAGCUACACAACGGGGAUUUAUUGAGGGGCGUAAUACCUCGCAUCCUGCUCCUCCAUAUCAAUCACAUUUAGCCCCCCGCGAGGGAUACUCACGAGAUCUGAUGCCUGCCAAUCUCAACAACAUGCCGCUGGCUGGGCAAUCGCAACUUCCGCCGUUGCAAAGGCCAUUCAACCAACCGAAUUUGCCCAGGCUAUACCAAAGUCGCAUCUUACCUAUUCAACAAAAUGGGUCUAAUUCGACGCCGUUUAAAUAUUACUUCCGCCAAGACCCGCUUGGGGUUGUGCUACCACCACCUCAAAUGUCUAAUCGCCCAGGCUCGACUUUAGACGGCCCAGUAUUUUCUAGUCAGGUUAGAUAUGAUUUGCCACCACGUCCAAUCGAAAGAGCUCGAAGCAGUGCUGGGGUGACGAACUUGUUGAAUAAAUCACCCGAUUCGGAUGCGUCAAAGACGCAAGCACCGAAGCCACAAGAACAAAAUCAGCCCAAAAAAGCAAAACAUGCGCCUGCAGCAACCCAGAAUUCCAAAGAGCCUCAGAACGAAGUGGCAACAUCCUCUAAAAAUGGUAAUGGGUCGUAUUCAAAUUCACCUGCUGUUUUUGGUGACGAUGUGGUUGAAUUGUUCGAAGUUAGUGAUUUGAACUUAUUGGCUACAGAUCUUCAGAAUAUGGUGAAUGGAAUACUAUACAAUAUCACCCCUGAAUCAAAAGAAAAGGCCAAGGAGAAGGAGACGACUGAAGUGAAGACAACCAUGCCUUUUGUUGAUAAAUUGGAAAGAAAUGUUCCCGUAGACUUUAUCAAGUUGGAAAAUGCCCAAAACCAAAGCUAUUUGGAGGAAUUUUAUUACAACUGCUCAAACAUUGUGUUACCAUUUGCAUCCUUUGAUGAGGAGACGAAAGUCUAUUUCAAUCCUGCAAGAGAUUUGUUGUUGAGCACCGCGGCAAACACAGAUUAUGUCUUGGCUGCUGUAUUGGCGAAUGGAGCCCAUUCCAGGUUCAUGAAGACGCGAAAUAUCGAGGACGAAGAAUUUUAUUAUUUAUAUUUGAAUGACUGUGUCAAAUUAUUGCAUCCAGCAAUCACAGACAACACGAAAUUGACAUCCAAGAUUGAAAGUGUGUUGUUGACUGUACUUUUAUUGACUGCUGCCAAUGCAGCCGAUCCAAAACAGGACUGGCGUCCGCAUUUGCGUGGGGCAAAAGACUUGUUGAUGAAAUGCUCAAGCAAAAAUGUAAAGCCCUCAAAAGUGUUUGUGUUUUGCAAAACAUGGUUUGUUACAUUGGAGGUAUUAGCUGGUAUAAGUUCAAAAAAGGGGGGAACAUUACAAACGCACGACGAAAUGGAUGAGUUGUUUAAUUUGAGUAGUGACUACGAAAUCAAAGUAUUGAAAGAUUUGGGUAUCAUCUUGAGUAAUGGAUUUAACAUAAUGGGAGGAUAUCAUCAUGACUGCUACAGUACAUUUCGUGAAUUAAUCAAGAUUUUAAAUAAAAAGAGGAACGGUACGUUGGAUGCAAGUGACUCCUUACUGUAUGUCGAGUUGUUUGCCAAGUGUGAAACUUUGCGAGAAAUAGAAUUUGUCAAGGAUCCAGCGGCACCAGGAAAUAUACUUGUGGAAGAUGUUGGAAGCUGUGUCAUUUCUUGGGCUGAUGUGAGCCAUAAGCUGUACAUGGCUGCUUCGAUGAUCAUUCUCCUUCAGUCGUGUUUUGAUGAGUCUUAUACUUCACCCCAAAUCCAGGUAUUAACAAACCACAUUAUUGAUUUGGUCUCGUUUGUCACCAACUAUAUUCCAUUUGCUCCAUCAUCCAAGUAUAAAGCCAACAAUGGACUUAUGAUGCUUCAAUGGCCUGUAUUAGUUGCGGGCCAGAAUUUGGAACCAAGUGAUGACAAGGAGAAGGAGAUUGUUCGGGUGUUUUUUGAACACCUGUCAAGAGUGGGAUCAGGGGGAGCAUUGAUUGCAUUGAAACGCAUCAACCGCGUGUGGAGGAAAAGAAUCGACCCCUCCAUCACAGAUGAUGGGAAUGAGUCAGAGGACCUACUUUCCUACUGA
Molecule: messenger RNA, 2598 nt
Organism: Lodderomyces margitis
Lineage: Eukaryota; Fungi; Ascomycota; Pichiomycetes; Serinales; Debaryomycetaceae
Gene: LYS143
Product: Lys143p
Exons: 2
Coding region: 1-2598 (865 amino acids)
Biological process (GO): positive regulation of transcription by RNA polymerase II
Cellular component (GO): nucleus
Molecular function (GO): transcription cis-regulatory region binding; zinc ion binding; DNA-binding transcription factor activity, RNA polymerase II-specific
Source: RefSeq, a predicted model, not a curated record